Adelges cooleyi (spruce gall adelgid) is the source of this 783-nucleotide messenger RNA. RefSeq names its product NADH dehydrogenase [ubiquinone] 1 beta subcomplex subunit 8, mitochondrial (gene ND-ASHI). Gene Ontology annotation, cellular component: mitochondrion. The transcript has 2 exons. The record is from RefSeq and is a predicted model, not a curated record. Bases 141 to 665 code for a protein of 174 amino acids. Lineage: Eukaryota; Metazoa; Arthropoda; Insecta; Hemiptera; Adelgidae.
AUCCUUUACUAUGUCUAAAUCUUUACCACGAUUAUAGACUCCGUCCUUGGUUUUCAGUUCUUAUCAAAUUUUCACGUAACAUACGGCUACCCGAUAGGGAAGUGUUAAAAUAUAAUUUUGCAAUUAAUAAUUUUUCAAAAAUGUCUUUACCUCGUGUAAUUAAUAGCUUAUUAAGGACCAAAGCUAUUUAUACUGCAUCUACUAGAAGUGUAGUAUCACAUGAACCUUGGAAACCUGGCCCGUAUCCGAAAACUGAAGAAGAAAGGCUAGCAGCAGCAAAGAAGUAUGGUUUACUACCAGAGGAAUAUGAACCAUACCCAGACGAUGGACUAGGUUUCGGUGAUUAUCCUAAGCUGCCUGACAUUGGGCAAGAUUCUAAAAGUGAAUACUAUCCAUGGGAUUCCCCUGAACAUAAUAGAAACUUCGGCGAAGUGAUGCACGUUCAUUCUGACAUAUGGGGUUCAGACAAAGGAGAUCCUAACUAUAAAGAAAAAUCUCGAUUUCCAGAUUGGAUGAGAGUAUCAUCUUUGUUUAUUGCUGUGUUUGGACUUGGAGGACUAAUGUGGGUUGGGCAACAUUAUGUUCAACGGUAUCGUCCAUUUAUGCCUAAACAGUGGCCUAAAGAAGAUGAAAAAUAUUAUACUUAUUCUGAAAAAUAUUUUUAAACUGUUAUUUCUUUGUAGUACUCAUAAUAAAGAUGAAUGUGAUUUGUUGCUUAAGUAGAAAAUUAAAUACUAACAUUUAUGUUUUUAAUUUAAAUACAAUAUCAUGAUGACUUUUGGA